GUAGUUACACUGGCUACAAAUUAAUUCAAUUGUUCAACAAUUGUCCAUAAUGUUCUUCUAAAGAUCUAUCAUACGUUUUGAAGACAUAAAACCAUCUACAAAUUGUCUACGUAUUUUCCAUUCAUUAUUCCUAAUGUACUUUGUAAAUCCGAUACUACCCGCCCCAUAAACGAUAUAAUAUCACUAACAACUCUAUAUAGAUCUGUAACACCCUCGCACAACAGGCGUCAGUACUCCUCUCUCGCUGAGAGGGAAAGGACGCCUCAGUAAGGAGGGCGCGGACAUGCAAAGGAAUCGCAUCGAGAGAACUGCUUCGAAACGAUGGCGUGGCUCCGUGCGUCGGAUCAUCGCAGCUGCCGUGUAUAACCUUUCCUGCUUCACACACGGCUGCAGCACGGGCUGGGUGUCCGGUGUACUUGGGAACGAAGCCCUGACCGGAGGCGCAUGGCUCGCGGCUCUACCCUGCCUGGUUGCGUUGCCAGCAGCGCCGUUCUUCGCAGUCCUAGCUGAUGCUAGAGGAAGGAAGGCGGGCGCGUUUUGUAUUUGCAUCAGUUUUAUUUUAAGUUGGUCGCUAGCAGCAUGGUGCGGCCCGCGAGGAGUGUGGGCUGCCAGGGUCGCAGCGGGCGCAGGAGGUGCUGGAGCGCUGGCCCUCGCGCCGCUGUACUGCGCGGAGAUCGCUCCCAGGACCAGGGGGCUUGCUGCUAUGCCGGCUUUGGCUUGCAGUUGCGGGAUCCUGUUCGCGUACGCGGCAGGGGGCGCGUUAUCAGCCCACGCCUUAUCCUUAUCGAUGGCUGUGGCUCCAACAGUGCUGCUGGUCUCCCUGAUAUGGCUGCCGGAGACACCCUCGUUCCUCAUCAGCGUGGGGAGAAUACAGGACGCAGCAAAGAUAAUCUGCUGGUUCGACGGCUCGGACUUCCGAGAAGACCUCACUGAUGUAAUCGAGCAGCAGGAGGUGAGGAUCCGGACCUCGGACGGCUACGCGGGCAGACGGGAAGCCAUGCGAAGGCAGGACUCCGAUACCUUCCAACCCAUGCUUAAGAGGAGUAGUGGACUCGACUCCGCGUCGGAGAAGAAGACUGAGCAGUCGGCUUGUAGGGAACUUUUCCGCCACCGCCGCUCCCGACGUGCUCUAAUCUCAUGCUGCGUGGUGCUGUGCGCGGCGGCGGGCAGCGGCGCAGGCGCAGUCAACAGCUUCGCGGCGGCCGUGCUGCGGCACUCCGCGCACGCCGUCCCACACCUCAACAUGACCGCUUACAACUUUACUAUUUAUAAUGGAACUCUUCCGCGGCCAUUGUUUGAAACUUCAGAAGCUGGUUCCAUUCUCUGCGGCACGGCACUUGUGUUAGGAGCAGCCGUGGCAACAGUCACUGUGGAUAAGCUUGGCAGGAAGAUGCUUCUCCUCUGGUCAUGUUCGGGCAUAACCUGCUGCCUCGCCGUAUUAGGAGUUUACUGCGACCCCCAACUACGUAUGCACUCCUGGUACACGCACCGACUGUGGCCGUACAGAAUCAACUUAAAAGACAAGACCCAGUUAAAUACAACUGACGACCAGUUCGGAAACCUGACGAAGGACUUGAUUAACGUUUCAAGACCUUGGAGAGUUGAGAAUGACACCUUAGUUGACUGGUCUCCGAAGGUUCAAAAUGGAACGGAGGAGCAGCCGAUGUGGGCUCCCGUAGCAUUGUUGUCCACUGUUCUCUUCUUGUAUAAUAUCGGCUUGGGAUCAGUGCCUUAUGUGUUGAUAUCGGAGAUGUUUUCUAUCAAUGUCAGGAGUCUAGCAUCAAGUCUGCUCAUAUCCUGGAUGUGGCUGAGCAGCUUCCUCCUCCUCCGCUACUACGGCACCAUGGCGGUCUCCCUAGGCCUCCACGGCACCUACUACAUCUGCGCCACCAUCACAUUCCUCGGCUCUCUGUACAUCUUCUUCGUGAUACCAGAGACAAAAGGAAAGUCCCAAGAACAAAUCGAAGAGGCACUCGACGGACCACUCCUGGUUUUAGGGAGAAAGAACGAACAGCGAUGACAAAGACUGUCAGGUAUUAUAAUGGUGUUCACUUUGAUUUAGAGUAGAGUGGAAAGCCAAAGUAGUUAUACUAAUGGCGGUCGCCGUAGAUUUUUAAAUGUAAAAAGAUAUGAAGAAACCACAAAACAUAUGAGAAAUGUUUUUUGCGUACUGUAUUUAUUGAAAUGUCAUCUUAUAAUAGAAAUGUUUUGUAAUGGCGUCACUCUGUGUAUAAGAACUUUAACAGUAGCCUAAGGGCUUGACGCAAUCAAUGAAAUGGACACGCAAUAGUUUGAGAUCGUCUGAUAUUAAUGAUCCUAAGCUAUCUUCAGAUCGAUCGCAGGAAAGUACCAAUCACGGCGACGUAUUUUGAUUGGUAUAUUCUUUAGAUAACAAAAGGGAUUAAGAUCGUUCGAAUUAGGUCAAUAGCGGAUUAAUUUCAACUUUCUUUUAAAAACACAGAUUUGCUACUACAAUCUGAAACAUAUGCCCAAAAUAAUCUUAACGAUUACAAACAAAAAAUUAAUCAUAUCAUUCAUCGUAAUAAAGUAAUUAUAACGUUAUUUAAGCACCCUAUGAAAUCUUAUAACGUAUGCUAUAUGUUGCUAACUUGUAAUUAUUAUAUGUUGUUGUACUUCACUGGAGAUCCUUAAAAAAAUAAAUAUCGCCAAAAUCUGACGGAUCUAGAAGGGUCUGUUAUAACAAAAUUAAUAAACUAUAAAUACUUAAUGCAUCAAGAAAUGAUAAUGGAAGAGCUCAAGUAGUUACGGAUAAGUAUUAGUUUAAGUUAUAAAUGUUGUUUCGUUAUCGUUUGAAGUCCUUAUGUUACCUCUUUCAAUCUUGAAGCUUCUAGAAUUCACAUUUCUGUAAUUAAGUGGUAAGGAAACAAAACCAUUAGUGAUGAGAUUCAGUCGAGGCUUUUCCUUACAACUAGUUCAUAGGAAAAUAAAAUUGCCAAAGAAUUGAAAUUGCAAACAAUAUGUUAACUACAAUACCUUUUGUAAAAAUUAAUGUGUAUGCAGAAUUGCUCGCAAAGGGGGGCCAUGGGUCCCACAAUUAUUCUCUAGAUCUACACCUGCUCCGGUAAAAAAUAAAAGAAAUUUGCAUCAUGCGAGGGUAGCCAAUACCCCAAUCAUUGACUCUCUUAAUUUUCCAUCUAAAUCACCAAAAAGCUUCAAAACCCAACUAGGAUUAGUUUGAAAAAUAUUUACUCAAAAUGCAGUUUGUAUGACGAAAUAUUUUGUUACGGAUUUUUAUGGACUCAAAGGAUUUGCCUUAGUUUAGGAUGUUGUAUUCAAAGUAUUAACAAAUAAUUAAGAUAGUUUAAAGGUCUGUGCAGGCGCGGAUCUAUGUCAAUAAUUUUGAAGAGUUACAAAAAAAAAUAUUUAUGUAAAAAAAACUAAACCCAUUUUAAAACCCUACAAUACAUCUACGUAGCAAAAUUGUCUAGCAAUAAUACUCUGAUAAUGUGUGGGGGGUCAAAGUUCCCAUUAUUGGUUCCUAGAUCCGCGCCUGGUCAUUUUUAGAAAUGCAUUUCUGAGACGAGUAAGUGUAAUGUAAGUGUUUAACGGAUGUCACAUUAUUUGGGAAUUGAUGUCGCACUAAGGCUAGGAUAAGUUUGCCAAAUGUUUGCGUUCUAUGAACAAGAUUGUGUACAAUUAUUACGAUGAGAUGAGACAAGAUAAUGAUUAAAACAUAUUUAUAGAUUCAUACUGAUGGUUUCAAGCUAUUUUUUAUAUUUCCGACUCUAAAAACGACUUCAUAUGUAGUAAGGCAUAAUAGCUAAUUUCGAUUAACCAAAGUGAAUUCAUUGCGUAGACUCAGCCACAAAAGUAGCUAAAUAAAUCUUUCAAACUCUUCUAUCCAUCAACUUCUAUCUACAUAUUGUUUUUUCUGUAUUUAAAAUAAAGAAAAACCUUUGAAGUUUAUAUUUGAGAACGAAAAGGUUGUUUAUAAAGACAUAAACAUUUAAAAGUGAUUUGAAAUUUUGAAUUUGCGCAGCUACUUUUAUGGUUAACUGUAUUUUCCAAUUUAGUAUAUAUUAGGUACCUUUUAUCCAAAAGAGUUAACCUCUAGAGAGAAUGGGAUAUUGAUCGGGAAAUAAUAUAAAGAACUCGUAUAUUUCAUCAGAUUUCCUAUAUAUCCGUAUUUUAUAUAAUCGCAUUGAUCCAUAAUUUUACAAUUGCAUAAUGCGAACAUAUUACUAACUACCGAUCAACCUUAAAAUAGUGUUAAACAUCUCUACAUGCACGGGGAUCCAAGGUCGCAAAACAUCUUAAAUCCCAAUCAACUACAGAACAGUCUAAUAUGUAAAACAAAAUUGGCGGGGCCUUGGAGUCCCAAAACAACUCCCUAAUUCCGGCCCAUUAUCUUGUCUCGUCUCAUUAAAAUCAAAGCAAUGGACACAUCACUCGACAAAUUAUUUUUUGAUCAGCCACUGUUACUAGCAAUUAAUACAGAUGCAAUAUAUUUAUGUAACAUUUAUAAUAAUAAGGAUUUGGGGAACAUUUGCGAUAUUUUUUUGUCCGCCAUAUUUGUUUUAUCACAAAAAAGGUUUCAAUCAAAGGAAUGUAGAAUGUAGCUUUCAAGAAUAAUGGAGCUGUAUAAGAAGCAUUCAGAAUCAGUAAUUUCAGAGUGAUUAAAGUACUCUACAGUAUUGAAAUAAAACUAUUUCACGGAUUGUAUCGCGGUUUUUUAUAUUAUAAUUAUAUAAUUUUUAAAUUUUCUAUAAUUGAAAAAUGGAGGUAAAUACCUACUUACCUACAUUUUACAAUUAUACAAAAUUACGACUACGAAGGCUGCAGUCUUCGAAACGUCAAAAAUGUAUAAUUUAAAAAAAUCCGAUAAACUCCGUAAAAUAGUUUCAUUUCAACUUCAUACGGGUCAUAAGGCACCCCAAAAUAACCGCUCAGUCGCCUCCACGAAGACUGGGCGGUAGUCAACUUAUUUACUCCGCGACAACAAAAAAAAAAAAAAAAAAAAAAAUACCCGUGUUAUAAUUCCCGUAAAAAUAUGGUCAAUAUAUUUUGGACGAGUAUCGAACACUGAAUAUCUUUAAGCCGGUCUACUAACAUUACAUACUGUAGAAGACUACAGUUUACAGAAGACAGUAGGAAUAAAAUGACAGAUAAUCAUCAUCAGCCGCAGGAUGUCCACUGCUCCAUGGGCCUUCCCCAACGAUUUCCAGAUCCUCCUGGAAGUGGCCUGCAUCAAGCGAACUCCUGAGACUUUUAUUAGGUCAUUUGUCCCUCGGGUGGACGUUCGUAAUGGAUUUAUCCAUUAUAUAAAAAUGAAUCCCUAUUUCCCUUGGUCACGCCAUCACGCGUGAACGGCUGGACCGAUUUCACUAUUUUUUUUUUUUGUUGAGUUUGUUAUUGUCAGGAAAAGGACCUUAUGAAAGAAAAAAUUAAGGGAGUUGAGCGGAACGUUAGAAAAUUUUAAAAAACUUAACGAAAAUAUUGAUUUUAUAUAACUGUCAAUUGGUUGAAAUAACUGUCAGCGACUGACAGAAUGCGCGCUGCAAUUCAUAGUUAAGACGGGACAACGUCGGCUCAACUAGUCUAUCAUAAAUGUUCCCCAAACAUGCAUAAAUCAAUUAUCCCGCACAAACGUACAAAAUAUUAGAAAUAUUCAGGUUUUAGCCAAAUAUUAACGUUGAUAUUGUAUUUACUUGGAUGUUGGUUCUGAUCCAUGUUUUGUAUGGAUUAAUAAACAGCUUUAAAUGUC
Messenger RNA from Manduca sexta (tobacco hornworm), 5725 nucleotides. RefSeq names its product facilitated trehalose transporter Tret1-like. Gene Ontology annotation, molecular function: transmembrane transporter activity. The transcript is spliced from 10 exons. The record is from RefSeq and is a predicted model, not a curated record. Gene Ontology annotation, cellular component: membrane. Gene Ontology annotation, biological process: transmembrane transport. Bases 284 to 2020 code for a protein of 578 amino acids. Lineage: Eukaryota; Metazoa; Arthropoda; Insecta; Lepidoptera; Sphingidae.